CCCCGUUACCCUGUGGCUCCCCCCCCCGCAGGCCGAGCUCGGAGCUCCGGAAGGUGCGCUCGCGGGACGCGGCCCGUUCGCGGCGCAGCCAGGAGACGGAGGUGUUCUACCAGCUGGCGCACACCCUGCCCCUGCCCCGCCGCGUCACCUCGCACCUGGACAAGGCGGCCAUCAUGAGGAUCACCCUCAGCUACAUGCGCAUGAGCCGGCUCUUCCAAGCAGGCGGGUUGAAGACAGACCAGGGGGAGGAGGAGGAGGAGGAGGAGGAGAUGGAUGGAUACCUAACGCGAGCACUGGGGGGGUUCGUCAUGGUGCUGGCCCCCGAGGGAGACAUGGUCUACCUGUCGGAGAGCGUCAGCAAGCACAUCGGGAUCACACAGCUGGACUUGCUGGGGCAGAGCGUGUUUGACUUUGUCCAUCCCUGCGACCAGGAGGAACUGCGGGAUGCCCUAACGCCCAGAGCAGGUUUCUCCAAGAAGCAGAAUCAAGAUGUGCCGACAGAGAGGAGCUUCUUCAUUAGGAUGAAGAGCACACUGACAAGCAGGGGCCGGACCGUCAACAUCAAAUCGGCCUCUUAUAAGGUGCUGCACUGCACCGGCCACAUUCACACCUACAAGAGCUCCGGGGCGCAGGAGCCCCCCGCCGACUGCCCUGCGCUGCCCCCCCAGCCCCUCACCUUCCUCACACUGCUGUGUGAGCCCAUCCCACACCCCUCCAACGUGGAGUUCCCUCUGGACAGCAGCACUUUCCUCAGCCGGCACAGCCUGGACCUCAAGUUCACCCACUGCGACGGCAGGGUGACUGAGCUUGUGGGCUACAAGCCUGAGGAUCUGAUCGGUCGCUCUGCCUACGAGUAUCACCACGCCCUGGACUCAGAUCACCUGACCAAGAGCCUUCACACCUUGCUAUCAAAGGGCCAGGUGACCACCAGUCACUACCGCUUCCUUGCCAAGAACGGGGGCUUUGUGUGGGCCGAGACCCAGGCCACCGUCAUCUACAACGGCAAGACCUCCCAGCCGGAGGGAGUGGUAUGCCUCAACUUCAUCCUCAGGCGAUCCCGACGGGAAGGAGAUCAGUGGCUCAGCUCCUGCUCAACCCCCUUUGUGUUUCAGAGUUCUGGAGACGAGUCGCCGAUGGACACGGACUCGGUGGAGAAGUUUUUUGCUGUCCGUAAGGACGAUGACGCCAAACCCACCGCUGCCAAAGAGGGGUAUGAGGCCCUCGAUCUGGACAUGCUGGCCCCUUACAUCUCCAUGGAUGACGACUUCCAGCUGACCUUCCUGGCCCAGCUCCCAGAGUCUGAGCCCCCCACCCUGGAGCCAGCUGCCCCUGGUGCCAGGAAACGAACCUUGAAGAUGGAUGAAGACUUGCCUUUGAAGGAGUCGUCCCCAGACAAAAGGAAGAGACAGGAAGAGGUGCUCCUGCAUGACGUCCUGCUGGGCUCUCUUGUGGACGGAGACAGCACUGACGAGCUGGAGCAGCUCAGGCUCGCCAAGAGCCUCCUGAAUACCGAUGACCCGCUAGUAGGAGGGGAGAGGGGGCUGUGCAACUCGGCAGCCCUGAUGAGCGACUUACUGUCCCGCCCGCCAGACCCUUUGACUCAUGAACUGGAGGCGGGGCCCAUUUCACCUCUGACCUGAACUGGCCACGCCGCCCCCCCUCCCCCCACACGACAGUCCAGCCAAGAGAUUGGAUGUCGCCUGGGCAGCCCAUCCCCCCCAACCCGCCCCGCCCCGACACCUCAGACAGCUCGACAAAGCGCUAACCCACCGGCCGGCCGUCGGCAUCAGCGUUCAGUUUCUGCCCAGCAGCCCCGUGUUGUCCAGUUGUGUCCCCAGCAGAUGGUUUACCCUCAGUGAUGUCACGCUAAGACAGGACAUCCACCUGCCAGAGCCCACACUAGAGCUGAAAGGGGAGAAUCCAGAGCACGGCGCCCCUUCGUCUCAGGAUAUUUGUCGAGGUGCACCGCUAAACAAAACAGGCGAUAGUGUACAGGCACUUCAGUCCUGUAUUUUAAAAUGCUGUCCAAAAUCGAAUGUAUUCCUACUUUUAUGCUGGUGCUACUUUUAUGCUGGUGCUAACUGAAUUGACCUCAGUCCAGUGUGGCUUACAUCAGCUAAGCCAUACAAUUUCUCUGCAAACCAGCAUGCAUGUGAACAUUGCGCGAAAACCAGUCAGGAAUCAUGUGGUCGUCAAGUACAAAAGCCAGCACCUGGAGACAUACCUCUCCGUUCUGAAUGCAUGUUUAUAUAUGUGUGUGUAUAUGUAGCAUACAGACGCAUAUAUGUCACUAACAAAGCUGCUCAUACAAUAAUCAGACUCCUAUUAAUAUGACGCAGCAGCCACAAAAUGAUUUCAGCGCACGAGAGAAAUCUGUAACAAAUGCAUUUUACACUUUCUAGGCAACAUGCUUGGUGUCGGAAGACCUUUUGUGAAUGCUGUAGCGUUUUGGUGUUGAGAACGUCACAGUGGGGCAUGUAGUCAGAGAGGGACUAGGUACUGUAUGAUCAUCCUGAAUGUUUCUUUUAGCGCUGUCACAUUGAGCAGCCUUGUUAGUGACAAAUAACUGUACUUAAGACCGGGGAAGGAGGUGACUCCGGGUGCUCUGCUUCCCGACCUCAGUGCUCCAGAUCCCUCAGUGACCAGCAUUGCUGCAAUGAGAGAUCUGCUCUCACUGUUCUUGAGCCUGAGUACGCAGACAUUACUGCAGAGGCAGAGAACAAAAAACAGGUAUCCAGUGGUUUUGAAAACCUGAGACCUGUUAACUUUAUUUAGAGGUAGCAUCUGAAAAAGAGCCAGGGUUUCACGCAAUACAGCCAUGAUGAAAAACAUGAUGAAGACUCGGGCGUUGGAGCAGAGAAACAGAUAAAUGCAAGCCGAUACUCCUCCCUGCAUUUUAAGAUGGGCUGUCCUGGUUACUUAACGCACACAAACAAGUUGUAUUUUAAUCAAGGUUUGCCAAAAGCAUGAAACGUUUUAAGGAAAACCCUCGCAAAGAAAAACAAUAUCAGUGGCAUCUGUUUUUAUAAUGUUUUUUUAGAUACUUUUUACUUGAUAUUUUUUGUUCUACUUGUGAAAAUGUAUACUGUGUGGUUCCAUGUAUAUUGACAAGUGCAUAUUAAAAGCGACAGUGUGUGUGUGGCAUAACAGGAGUGCAACACCAGUCUAAGCUACAGUUUAUUUUUCAGAUUUUUGUAUUCAAAGAAACCAGUUGCAAGAGAUAACACAUUACACCUAGAUUCCACAGGAAGAGAUGUACAUUGUACCAUAGAGGGUUAUGUGAAGCUUUGUGAUUGUGAAUAAGCAAAAAAAAACCUUAUGCAUUAAGCUUUUGAAAUUUGGGGGUUGUUUCCACGAGUGGGGUCACAUUACCUCUCAACUCAACAGGGGAAAGGCUCCCCAGAUCGUUCAUUUGAAGGCGAGCUGAAAACUGCAGCGCAAAGCUGAAUGAUCCACGCUUUGGCAUGAAAACAGGAAGAGCAUCACCACGCCCUUUGUUACUGCAGGAGGGGCAGUAACAUGCUUGAGCUUUGCCAUGUGGCAGAGGAAGCCAUUUGCCCCAAAGUUCUCUAGGUCCCAUGUGCAAACUGAGUGAAAGCUGUGAGUAGACCUGGCCCGACAGGGUUAGAGUAUAUUGCAGUCUUAAUUACAUCUUGGUGAGCCUGACUUAUCUGGCUCACAGUUCAGUAGUAGGUUUGUCACACAGCUUAUGUCUUCCAAGGAGAAGAGGUCAGGUCUUCAAGGUCAGCCUAGGGAAAAUGCAUGAAUAGCACAACGUCCUCCAUGCGGGUGUGAAGAUUUCUCACUGUUCUCCCAGGCAGUGUGGGAGGGGGGAGGGGGUAACACAGUGGGAAAGGAGGGUGGACAAAGGCAGUCGGGCUCCUGCUUCUCACGCCUCGGACACGUCCUUCUGGUCAAGCGUGGAUCGCGGCUGCUUCCGCCAGCGACCGCAGCGGCUCUCCUAUUGAUACUGCUUCAGGUACCUAGAUGACCGCGGUCAUCGAGCUCGUUUAAGGGGGAAAUCGUGUGAGGAGAUCGUGAGCAGCUGUAGGCAGGUUCCGUUGCUGCACGGAGAGGGGAGGGAUCCUUCGGUGUGCGAUUGGAGUUAAAGGCUCGGCCCAGUCUCGCCCACGCCCGCCGCACUGGGGAUCGCGUGCAGUGUGUGUGGGGGGGGGGGGGGCGUGCCCUCUCAGAAACGUGCUCCCACCCCCAAGCCCAGCUCCUUAGGGUGCUGGUCUGGUGACCACGUCGCAUAAAAGGGUACACAGCCGAGAAAAACAAAAACACUCUUCAAAUUUAAAAUGCCAAACUGCUAGCCAGAACAAACACAAGUACAAGGCCUUCCAAAAGCUUUUCUGGCUUGCGACCAGUGCUGUUGAGUUAACCGUGAAUCUCGCUCAUGUGGCCCUUUACAAAAGAGCAUUCCGUUAUGAACUCUAGAAGAGGGAUGCUGGCUGCAAAACACAGCUUUCUGGUAUUUUAAUUCUUCUUGUUGAUUUUUAUUAGUCCAGUUCUGAUGAAAAAUGUAGUAUUUUAAACAUGGCUAUGGUAAAAGAAUGUUGUUGUUUUUUCCUUAACUUGUUCUGUCCAAGUCCGUUAGAGGAAUGUUUUCCUUCCACGAUGCAGUGGCCUUACCUCGGUGCCACACAUUGGAGAAUAUUGACUGAUUUUCUUGUUGAUGUGAAUUCAAAACUUCUUUGCUCCUCCAGAUCGCUUUUACAAAUUGUGCUCUUUUACAAUGCGAGGUUGAAUCAUCUUUUAAUACCAAUAAAUGCUCCCAAAGCUAUUGGGAGGGGCAGCGAUCACCCCUCGGAAGAACAAAACUCACCCACCCAGAACGCACACUACAGAGAGGGACUGCGUUUUUUAAAUCUCUCUCUCAUUUAAGCAGAUGAUUUUCUGAUGACUGUUGUAUCCUUUAAAAUGUGAUUUCAUUCCUUAUAAAUGAUGUCAUGUUGUUAAAAACUUGUGUUCUUUACCAGCUAGGAAUAAAAACUUUUUUUUGCA
Molecule: messenger RNA, 5007 nt
Organism: Lepisosteus oculatus (spotted gar)
Lineage: Eukaryota; Metazoa; Chordata; Actinopteri; Semionotiformes; Lepisosteidae
Source: RefSeq, a predicted model, not a curated record